Messenger RNA from Penicillium olsonii, 1245 nucleotides. Lineage: Eukaryota; Fungi; Ascomycota; Eurotiomycetes; Eurotiales; Aspergillaceae. The record is from the annotation of a GenBank genome assembly.
AUGGUCACUCAAAACCCGACCACCCCGCUGCAGAUAGCAGUAACGAGACUUUCCCCUGUACCUCUGGAGCUCCACCAGAGCUUGGAUAACCUUCAAAGCCAACCUGCUCUGUGUUUGUCACCAUUCCUGUCAUCGAAGGAAUCCCAAUUUUUCAUGCAUGUUUUCAGUAUUGAAACUGCCCCUCGUCUUUUUCCCACGGCUUCCCCAUUAUUUUUGCAGAGGUUGAUUACAGGUGCCUUGGAGACACCCCAUCUUCUCUAUGCUAUCUUGGCGUCGGCUUGCAGCCAUCACAGUCGUCUCAUCAAAGAUGGCGGGGCCGAUUCUAAAUUGGCCUGCUUGAAAUUUACCAACCUCUCCAUAUCCAGCCUGCGCUCUGCGCUCAGCGAUCGGAAUGCGGCAUUGACCGCCGAGACGGUCACUACUGCAAUGGCUUUAUGCACCAAUGAUGUUUGCAACGGGAACAUGCAGACCUGGAGAACCCAUCUCGGCGGGGUGAUGCGUCUGUUUGCUGCAUUCUUGGACAGCCGGGGUCAACUUCGUAUUGAUGACCCUUAUGUCCAAUGUCUGGUGAAGUGGUUUACGACUAUGGACGUGAUUGCUGGACUGUCCGGAUUGAGUGAGAGUGGAGUCCUGAGCUCUGAAAAUGGGUUGCUGGACAGAACCUUUACUCAAUUGGAUGGGGAUAGUAUUGAUGACAUUUGUGGAUACUCCCUUAAACUGGCCCCGCUGCUUGCGCGAUUGUCUCAAUUGGUGCAGCAUCAACAUCAAAACCCACCCGAGAUAUCCAGUACAAUGAUCGCCGAAUCGCGUGUGCUCGAGCUCGAGAUCCUUUCUCUAAUCGAUUGCAGUAUGCCCGAGGAUCUACAUCACCCUGAGUUGCAAAGCACUCAUUUAGCCUUUGUUCAUUCUGCUCUGUUGCAUCUUCACAGACGCGUCCAAUUGAUCCCUAAAUGCGAUGCAAUUGUGAAGACGGAUCUCUCAAAUAUCAUAAAAGCCGUUCGGAAUAUUGCGCCUUUCUCGUUUGCCAACAUCUUGAUUCUGUGGCCAAUUUUCAGUGCCGGCUCUGAGACCGAUGACAUUGCGGAGCGUGAGUUCAUCCACAACCGAAUGUGCGAUAUGCAAACCCACGGCCUUGGCAACUUCGCAAGGGCCCGACAGCUAUUGAACAAAUUCUGGGAUGCAAAUACGCCAAUGCCUUGGGAUGGUUACUUUGCGAAUCUUGGUAUGGAAUUGGUUCUAUUCUAG